AGCUUUCUUACCCGUAACAGCCAUGAUUUCGUUGUAAAAAAUUGGAAUAAUUAUCUUCUCAGAAAGUUAAUUAUCAUUGGAUACACCGUGUAAACAUCCAGAUAUGAGCUGUCAGAGAGUGGUUUGGUCUCUGGUGGUCGUUAUAUUGACUUUGAUAACAGACGUGUGCCGGGCGGGUCAGUUUUGCUAUUUCCUGCACGAGGAUUACUACACUUUUCGGCAAAUCUACUGCGAGAGCGGCUGUUGUCGAGACUACGGCGAUGAUGAUGAGAUAUGCUGCUUCACCUGGUCUGUCGGGGUCAUCCUGGGGAUCGGGUUCGCCUGUGUGGGGUUUAUCGCAGUGGUGAUAUUUCUGGUGAUUUGCUGUCAGCAGAUGAAGAAGCGGGGUCGCAUCGGCUCUGUCGUCCAUCCGGCCGGAACUGGUGGUGCCGAAGCCACCCCCUACCCACAGAACAAUACAUUCGUCUAUGCGUCGGCGCCGCCGGCCUACCAAUAUGCCGCGUAUCCUCCACAAAACAUCUACUCCACACCGGGUAGCGUCGCACCCCCGCCUUACACCGCAGGCACCCAGCCCGCAUACGCCCCACCGUCCAUGAACAAUCCAAAUGAUAUGAGUUCCGGUAACGCGCAUGGGGGACCAACGGCACCAACUAACCCAGCAUAUCCUCCACGAUCAUAUGGUGGUUAUGGCACGGGAGAAGGAUAGCGUGUUAUAUCAAAAUACAUGUUAGAACUGUGAAACUACU
This is a messenger RNA of Mya arenaria, 746 nucleotides long. RefSeq lists its product as uncharacterized. The transcript has 5 exons. NCBI's taxonomy places the organism in Eukaryota, Metazoa, Mollusca, Bivalvia, Myida, Myidae. The record is from RefSeq and is a predicted model, not a curated record. Bases 104 to 706 code for a protein of 200 amino acids.